AUGGCUGAAGUUAAACGGCGAAGGAGGAAGCCCAAGCCUCUGGAGGAGGCCAUACAGUUUUCCCUUCUUAAAAAAGACAAAGAAGGGCUUGAUGGCAGAUUUAUCAAUGAUUCAAAAGGGAGAGGUGUGUUCAGUUGCACUGAGUUUGAUAAGGGAGAUUUCCUGUUGGAAUACAGAGGAGACCUCAUAAGCAAAGAAGAAUGUGAGCGGAGGCAAAGAAUAUAUCAUAACGCCCUCAAAGUAUUCUUGUUUGAGUUUCGUUACGAUGGAAAACUCCUCUGUGUUGAUGCUGCCCGAGAUGACGGUUCUCUUGGUAGACUUGUAAAUGAUGACCAUAUUAACCCAAACAGCAAGAUGAAGACUAUCCACGUGGAUGGAAAACUUCAUCUAUGCUUAUUUGCUAUAAGAAACAUCUGUGCUGGUGAAGAGAUCACAUAUAAUUAUGGUGAUUCUGAGUGGCCAUGGCGAUGCAAGACUCUCCGUGAGGUUGAACCCCCACUCUUAAAGUGA
Xyrauchen texanus (razorback sucker) is the source of this 510-nucleotide messenger RNA. Its product is annotated as histone-lysine N-methyltransferase set-1-like. The transcript is spliced from 4 exons. NCBI's taxonomy places the organism in Eukaryota, Metazoa, Chordata, Actinopteri, Cypriniformes, Catostomidae. Gene Ontology annotation, molecular function: protein binding. The record is from RefSeq and is a predicted model, not a curated record. The coding region runs from base 1 to 510 and encodes 169 amino acids.